UGGGACACGUUCCCAAGGUGUUUGUUUACGUCAGGGGCAGCAUGGGAAAGAUCUGGCUUGGAGCGCACAUGGAAGAUAUUGAUAAUCGAAUGUGUCCUCAUACCUGCACCUUCACCACAGAUGUCCGAAUGGUCCGGUCCUCCGACGCCGUGCUGAUCCACCUGUGGGACGUUAAAAGUCGCCAGAGCCUCCUGCAGUUCCUGGGCCCCCGCGAUCCUUCUCAGCCUUGGAUUAUGUUGGAAAAUGAAACUCACCUUCGCGCUAAUCUGAACUCCCAUUUGAAAUACUCGGAACUCAACGGUAUCUUCAACCGCACCUUUUACUUCCGAAGCGACGCUGAUAUAAGAAUGAUUCACGGAUUUAUCGUUCGUCGUGGGAUGGAAGCGAGCUUGUUGCCGCCACACUGGGUGCGCCAGCCCGAAAUGGGGAGGGAAAAUGCCACUCGACUGAUAGCAGUAGCGUACAUCUCUGAUUGCAUAGACCACAGCGGUCGCUUGAAGUACAUCAGUGAGCUUAAAAAACACAUUACCGUAGAUGUGUAUGGGAAAUGCGGAUCACUGAAAUGCGGAGCUCCAAGAAUCGCCAAGGCCCGCGUGCGCGUGGACACGGACCCGUGCCUGAAUGCUGCAGCACGAAAAUACUACUUCUACCUUGCCUUCGAAAACGCUAUAUGCAAGGACUAUGUAACAGAGAAGCUGUACAAUGUGUUAUACUACCCACUGGUGCCAGUUGUCCUGGGGGGAGCAAACUACUCCUCCCUUCUUCCUCCAAACUCGUACAUAGACGCCACCCAGCACACACCUGCAGCGCUGGCUAAAAUCCUCGUGCGCAUAGCCGGCGACCCGGAGGAGUACGAGUCGUAUCUGAAGUGGAAGAAAUAUUACCAGCCUUCUACUGUCGGGAGUUACAAGGUCUUCUGUGAUUUGUGCGCAAAACUUUAUGACGAAAGAUUGUAUGAGAAUAAUACGAUAAGUGAUUUUCAUGAUUGGUUUGUCACAAAAGAUUAUUGCAGAUACGCUUAGUUCCUUGACUAAAAUAGCGUACGACACUAGAAUGAUAAGAUGUACAGUGUACAUG
This is a messenger RNA of Penaeus monodon (black tiger shrimp), 1077 nucleotides long. RefSeq names its product alpha-(1,3)-fucosyltransferase C-like. The transcript is spliced from 3 exons. Gene Ontology annotation, molecular function: alpha-(1->3)-fucosyltransferase activity. NCBI's taxonomy places the organism in Eukaryota, Metazoa, Arthropoda, Malacostraca, Decapoda, Penaeidae. Bases 42 to 1022 code for a protein of 326 amino acids. The record is from RefSeq and is a predicted model, not a curated record. Gene Ontology annotation, cellular component: membrane.